CGACAGUUGGACAGGAGCGUCCCCGGGUCGCGACGCUCGAGGCUCGGACACACUCAGCAGCCGGACUCCCCUCUGCCUCCCUCGGCCGGAUCUCCCAGCUGAACCGAACCGGGGAUGGACCCAGCGAGCCGAUACCAAGUGUUGCACAACGAGGACGACUCUUCGGAGGCCUCUACCAGCGAGCAGCAGCCAUGCACUUCUGCUGCGGCGCUGGCUGGUACGUCCGGCCAGGACCACGGCGCGGCCCAGGCCAGCUCGUCUGCAGCGGAGGAGUCGGGAUCGAGGACUGAGGGAGAAGCGGAGGCUCCCCCGCCGCCGUACGCGUCCAUCGAACUGGGAGCAACAGCUGCCGUGCCUGAGACUAGUUACCGAAGUGACUUCCCAGUACCUCCGCCCUACAGCGUCGCCACCUCGCUGCCCACAUAUGACGAAGCGGAGAAGGCCAAAGCAGCGGCCAUGGCUACCUCCACUGUGGAGGUGAUGCCACGGGACGAUGAAUUCCCUCCCAGAGAUGAUUUCAGUGACGCUGAUCAGCUGCGAGUCGGAAACGAUGGAAUCUUCAUGCUGGCCUUUUUCAUGGCCUUCCUGUUCAACUGGAUCGGGUUCUGCUUGUCCUUCUGUUUGACCAACACCAUUGCAGGACGCUACGGAGCCAUCUGUGGCUUCGGCCUCUCUCUCAUCAAGUGGAUUCUCAUCGUUAGGUUCUCCGACUACUUCACCGGCUACUUCAAUGGUCAGUACUGGCUCUGGUGGAUUUUCCUGCUGCUCGGUCUCCUGCUGUUCUUCAGAGGUUUCGUCAACUAUCUAAAAGUGCGCAACAUGUCCGAGAACAUGGCCACCUCUCAUCGAACGCGUCUCUUCUUCCUCUACUAAAGAUUUCCACGCCAUCACCAUUCCUUUUCAAUGUGAAGUUCCUUCCCUCCCCCUCGAAUGACCUGACUGAGGAGCUGUGCAGUGAAGAGAGGACACCGGGAAGGAAUGAGGGGAAAGAAAGUAGGGAGAAAGUGUUACCAGUCUCGUCAGAAGAAUAAAACGACUCACUGCGCAGCCGCUACUUGUGAACCGGGCCGAAACCGAUACAUCUUCGACGUCCCUUCCCGGGCUUUGUUUUUGUUUUUCUUUGAUUCAAAGCCCUGAUCGCAAGAGCACACAGAGUGCUAUUGACAAAAACCUGACCUCAGCCGACACCGGCUGUAAACAGAGAUGUUCCAAAAUCAGAUUUUUACCUAACGACACAAAAUUAAAGCACAAUGAAAUCAUUUCAAUAUUUAUCUUAAAUGAAAGGAAAUUUGGUUGGAAGAGUCAUUUGAUGGCGUUGCUUGCUCUGACUGCAGUGUUACCAGCUUAGAACUGAAUGACAAAUGCUCAGUGUAGGAGGUGGAAACCUCUCUGAAGUUUCUCCUUUGUUCGUCUCCAACCUUUGUUUCUAACAUCAAGUAGAGAAUUCACCUUCUGCACGCUAACUGCAUCUUUCAGUACUAGUGUAACCAUUCCACAUUGUUAAAUUUUCAGGGUGUUUUUAAAAAGUCUUACUUUAAAGGCCUUUGCACAUCAACGGCACAAAACACGGAAUCAUUCGGAGGCAAAUUUGGAUGCACCUGACCAUUCGCUAUUCGGCUAAUAAAUUAGAAGGAUUAAAAAAGAACGAGGAAAUACCUGCGCGGGUUUCGCCACCUGCUUUGGCAGCUUCAGGAGGGAUUUUAGGUCCCAGUUCUGCAGAAGCCUGACCAAGAUCAUGCUUUUCUCCUCAGUAUUUAACGUGAGCUCUUCUCCCCGCCAGGAGUUGCGUCACCGGUUGCUUGAUCCGAGCAUCAAUUCGGCUACAUCGCAUCCUUUUAAAGACAAAAUAACAGUGAGAAAAGGCUAAAGACAAAGAUAUUAAAUAACUCGACAAAUAAACUUGAUAUCAGACUGAGAAGGACGUUUUUUCUUCUUCAACGACUCCUGCUUCAAAAAUAUUAAUAACUUGUGAAUUAAAGAAUGAAAAAAUGCUUCUUGUGUGCAAAGGCCUUAACUUUGAUGUACUGUAGCAUUUAACACGUGAACUUGUGCAGUGCGGUCAAAUUCAAUCUUACUUUCACCGAUGGUGGACAUCCCGAAAACAUCUCAGCCUCUCUACCCCCGAAAAGCAUAAGCACAAGAGCUAAAUGGAAGAUUUUCAGAUUCAGUGCAAUGGAAUGUGUAUGAGGAAAACCAGACACGUUCACGGAUCCAUUCACAUAUCACAAAACAAACGUACAGUCACUUCAGACUCAGACGUGGCUCCAAAUACGACACGGGGCAGAGAGCAGCAUGGAUUUUGUCCAAACUCUUUCGUCAUGUCCGAUUUGUUUUUCGACAAACAACUAGUUUAAAUUCUGCCGUGACCUUUUGGAUUCAGGACGGACCUGCUGAAACAGAAAACAGUUGUGAGCCAUUGAACAAAUGUUUGAAAGAAAAAAAAAAAGCAGGUAAAUGCAAAAGAAAUACUGAUAACAAAUCCGAAAUGUGCACGAGCACAAAUCAUUUUCCCUCCUUUUUUGGCCUUUCAAUGAAAACUGUUGUGCUGACCUAUGCAGGAGCAAUUGUUCUUUCAUCGUGACAUUUUCAGAACCUCCGUACUGUUUGAAUCAAAGAAAAACGAAAUGUUUCCCAAAAUGCCUGCAAAACCAAAACUCAAUCGUGUGUUUAUGUCUCCCAAAAACAUUAUCCGUAAGCUCCCGAGAACUGCGGCCAAUCAGUGAAAGCUCCUUGGAUAAAUCUGUGUUUUUAACUCGGAUCAGUGGAAAGUGGCCCAAAAGCAGGGGAGGGCUGCCUCGUAUGCACCUCCACCUUUUACACACAGUACAGUACAGUGCAGUAACUGUUGACGUGCCAGGCUAAAGUCAAAACUCCAAGAGUCUUAUGCAAUUUAGUUAUUUGCGAUGGCCGACUUUACUUGUGGAUGUAAACUCCUGUGAUAAGAGGGAAGUCAUCACAGAUCGAGAACCAGUUACGUCAUCGGGUUCGGUGCAGAGGAAACUAAAAGGCUGACGGAACAAGUAACAAAAUUGAAUUUAAUCACCGGUAAAAUUGAGAGGAAAAUGCAGCGCUCGAUAAACCAGUUGGAAACGUGACUGGUUGCGCAUGUGGUGCAUUAUUUUGGACAACACCAGCACACGGAUCUCUCUCUGGGAUAACGUUUCUUCCUUUUUUCUUUUCGCAAAGCGAGAAGCUCUUUGGUGAUGUAACGUAGCUCCCGUCGUGGACGAGCCACCUUUUUAAUCGUGGGACGCUGUCCAGCGCGGAUGGAGCACGAGUAGUGUAACGUCAUGAACCUGCUUGUUUUUUUUUUUCUUACUUGAUUAUUUUCAUCAUCCAGAAAAUGAGAUGUGUAUACCAGCUUAUGCCAAUUCAUAAUAUUUGCACUUUGGAGAACUUCUGUACAGAAUGAUUUGAGAAUCUGCUUAACUUGACGUGGGGGGUAGAAAAAGAAUUUUAAAAAGUUAUCUUAGCCAUGCAAGUUUUCAACUGGAAUUCUUAAUCAUCCCAAAUGGAUUAUUUGCCUUUUGCACUUUUCAUUUGUCAAACAAACUAAAUAGAUUAUAUUGUUAUUGUGUGUCUUGUUUCAUUGCUUUUAGCCCAAACUGUGACAGCUUAAGUAUUGCCAAACUAUUUCUUUUCUCUUUUUCUCUUUUUCCUUUUGGACUCUGGUCGUAUCUGACAGCAAUAUCAAGCUCUUUCGAUGAAUUCAAGCUCUGCUGCAUGAUUUCUCCACCUCAGUGAGUGGGGUUGAAUAUUAGGAUCAAUCUAGUACGACAUACAUUGUGUUUGUUUGUAAAUAAAUGGAGAAAAAAAUGCGAUGGCGGCCAAAAAAAUUAUCCUUGUAACAUCUUCUCUCGCAGUUGUUAUGCAUUUUAUGUAAAUUGUAACUGGAAUUUAAUUGACGGAUGAUGUCUUGCCAAAAUGCCAAUAAAGUUCAAAAGCCUGCCUGUUAA
Hippoglossus stenolepis (Pacific halibut) is the source of this 3956-nucleotide messenger RNA. RefSeq names its product Nedd4 family interacting protein 2 (gene ndfip2). Gene Ontology annotation, molecular function: WW domain binding. NCBI's taxonomy places the organism in Eukaryota, Metazoa, Chordata, Actinopteri, Pleuronectiformes, Pleuronectidae. The coding region runs from base 115 to 873 and encodes 252 amino acids. Gene Ontology annotation, biological process: ubiquitin-dependent protein catabolic process; positive regulation of protein ubiquitination; metal ion transport. The transcript has 8 exons. Gene Ontology annotation, cellular component: Golgi apparatus; perinuclear region of cytoplasm; endoplasmic reticulum. The record is from RefSeq and is a predicted model, not a curated record.